Molecule: messenger RNA, 1161 nt
Organism: Glycine soja
Lineage: Eukaryota; Viridiplantae; Streptophyta; Magnoliopsida; Fabales; Fabaceae
Product: caffeoyl-CoA O-methyltransferase-like
Exons: 5
Coding region: 183-926 (247 amino acids)
Molecular function (GO): S-adenosylmethionine-dependent methyltransferase activity; O-methyltransferase activity
Source: RefSeq, a predicted model, not a curated record
CCAACCCCGGACCGGACGCCAACCGGUCCAACCAAACAUCACACCGGUUCGAACCGGCCUUUUCCUUCCUUAUAUCAAUCACUCUCCUACAUCCCCCCACUUCAUCAAGCUCCAAUUAUCAACUCUUUCAAAAGGGAGAAGAAAAGGAAAGGAAACAAAACGCACAAAGGAUUAUUAUAGCAAUGGCAGAACAAAACCAAAACCAGACAACUGAAGCUGGAAGGCACCAAGAGGUUGGCCACAAGAGCCUUCUCCAGAGUGAUGCUCUUUACCAGUAUAUUCUGGAGACCAGUGUCUACCCAAGAGAACCUGAAUCCAUGAAAGAACUGAGAGAGUUGACAGCAAAACACCCAUGGAACAUCAUGACAACCUCUGCAGACGAAGGGCAAUUCUUGAACAUGCUCCUUAAGCUCAUCAAUGCCAAGAACACCAUGGAAAUUGGUGUCUACACUGGAUAUUCACUUCUUGCCACCGCUCUCGCUCUUCCUGAAGAUGGAAAGAUCUUGGCCAUGGAUAUUAACAGGGAGAAUUAUGAAUUGGGUUUGCCAGUAAUUAAGAAAGCUGGUGUUGACCACAAAAUUGAAUUCAGAGAAGGUCCUGCUCUCCCAGUUCUUGAUGAAAUGGUUAAAGAUGAGAAGAACCAUGGGAGCUAUGACUUCAUCUUUGUGGACGCAGACAAGGACAACUACCUCAACUACCACAAGAGGUUGAUAGAGCUUGUCAAAGUUGGGGGAGUGAUCGGGUACGACAACACCCUAUGGAACGGCUCUGUGGUGGCACCCCCAGAUGCUCCUCUCAGGAAGUACGUUAGAUACUACAGGGACUUCGUGCUCGAGCUCAACAAGGCACUCGCUGUGGACCCCAGGAUCGAGAUUUGCAUGCUCCCGGUUGGUGAUGGAAUCACUAUAUGCCGUCGGAUCAAGUGAUUCUGAUUUUCUGAUAAUCACACAAUCGUGGACCAAGACCACCGUUGCUUCUUCUGCACCCUAGUGAUGAUUGGUCAUCAUUGAGUGGCACCUGCUAAUGCAUUUAAAAGCAAUCGAUAUUUUCCUUUUAUUUUUUUUUUCUUCAAAAUAUUUGUGUUUGUACUUUUCUUUUCUCUAUUAUUCAUGUGGAAAACGGUGGACAAUUAAUUAUAUGCAAAUGACUUUUUUUCUUAUA